This is a messenger RNA of Cylicostephanus goldi, 569 nucleotides long. NCBI's taxonomy places the organism in Eukaryota, Metazoa, Nematoda, Chromadorea, Rhabditida, Strongylidae. The record is from the annotation of a GenBank genome assembly.
AUGGCUGCAGCUACAGGCGGAGAGUGUCCAAAUCAUAAAGUCAAGAAGGAACCAGAACCUGAGGCUUGUAGUGGAUGUCCAGUGGAAGGUGGUUCUAUCAAUCCUAUGAACAAUGCAAAAUUUUCCUUUCAGGAGUUGGAACAUCCCAAUCAAAAGCCGGCACCCGAUCAGCCGUUCCCGUUGCCUAAAGAGCGAGAAAAAUCUACUAUUCCUAGGGCUGGAACUACGGAAACCUGGACAUACCCGAGCCCUCAGAUGUUCUGGAACGCUAUGUUGAAAAAAGGCUGGCGUUGGCAAGAGGACCAGCUCUCAGAAAAAGAUAUGGAAAACAUUAUUCGCAUACAUAAUGCAAAUAAUGAGGAAGCAUGGCGUGAGGUGCUAAAGUGGGAAAAUCUGCUGCAUCCGGAGUGUGCAGAACCAAAAUUGAAAAGUUUCAAAGGAGAUGCCAAAAAGAUCACUCCUCGAGCUCGAUUCCGCAACAUAUUCUUAGGAUAUGAACUUCCAUUUGACCGACAUGAUUGGGUUGUCGAUAGAUGUGGAAUCAAGGAGGUAGGUGUAAAUCAAUGAUU